This is a messenger RNA of Perkinsus marinus ATCC 50983, 2103 nucleotides long. RefSeq lists its product as hypothetical. Gene Ontology annotation, molecular function: protein-folding chaperone binding; Hsp90 protein binding. The transcript is spliced from 12 exons. NCBI's taxonomy places the organism in Eukaryota, Perkinsozoa, Perkinsida, Perkinsidae. The record is from RefSeq and is a predicted model, not a curated record. Gene Ontology annotation, cellular component: nucleus; cytosol. Gene Ontology annotation, biological process: chaperone-mediated protein complex assembly; protein folding. The coding region runs from base 1 to 2103 and encodes 700 amino acids.
AUGGUCGUUGGCGAUUUUGAGACGGGCGAAUUUGGUGGUUCUGCUGUUGUUGAAUUCACCCAGGCGAAAGAUGCUGAGAAACUUAGCGGAGCGAAGCUCGAUGAUGGCAUUAUUGUAAGACGACCAACAGCGAAGGAAUGGGUCGCUCUCGGUGAGGGAGAUUGGCCUGGGCUUUCCUAUGGGCGAAUCGAUCCCGAAAUACAAAAAACUGUGGUCAAUGAUGAAAGCAAAGCUCUUAAGUUGAUCUCACAGACAGCUCACUCCGGCCAGUCGGUUCGAGAGGUGGUGACACCAGAGGAAAUGGAGAAGUGGAUCAAACAGCAAUGGUGGGAUGCUGCCUUAGCCGCUAUUAAAUUGGAUCACGAACAACAACAGCAAUCUAGAGGAAGCGGCGGGAAGCGAGUUGAUUAUUUUGGGCCACCUGUGCGGAAGGCCGUACGGGAGAUCAAAGCGCGAGGGGAGGAGCUGGUCAGGAGUCUCGACCAGAAUUACUUUAAGCCACAGAGGGUCGCUCCGGCGUUCCAGUGGGCUCAGAAUGAUACCGCGGUAUUUGUCAAUGUUAAAUUUACGAGGAGAUGGAACGCGCCGGGAGCACUCGAUAUUAAAGAUCCGCAAGUUAAUAUAACAAGGAGUAAAAUCGAAGUGAAGGCUAUAGGAGAACAUUCUGGCAAAAAACACGAGUAUAUACUGAAACUGAGUUUUUUCGACGAGGUUGAUCCGACGGCGAGCAAAUGGGCGAUGGCUUCGGUGGGGAAGCUCUCAGCUACUCUUGUUAAAGCGAAUCGGAGAAGUAAAUGGCCACGACUGUUAGUGUCGAAGGAAAAGAAAGUGAAUAACAUGCACUACUGGAUGGACUUUGCUGAAAUUCAUGAGGAGAGUCUUAAAGCUUUGCCGACUCCUAAAAAUAGUGUCGUCACAUGCCGUAGUGUGAAGAAGGCUUAUUGCCUCAGGGAAGAUAAAUGUGUUAAGAGCUGCGCUGACGACUGUGAAGGUAAAAUGCUUACUGGACCAGAUGGGAGAUGUUUUGGCAAGCCACAAGAAGAGGUCUCCGGUAUCAACUUCACGGACGUAGAUCCUACACAAGGGUAUGUCAGCGGAAUCGUGGAGGUCAACUCCACUGCCACUUUCGGUGAUGCCGAAUUUUUCUUAAUAUAUUUUCUCAACAUGGACAAUCAGAAGCUCUCCGGCGAGCCCAUACUGAAAAUAAAAAACCCCAAAAACCUCGGGACGCAACUAUUCGGGAAGUUACCAGAGUCGACGCCCAUUCCUGAAAAUGCCAGCAAAAUAAUUGCAAUAGCGGCAAAUUUGGCUUUUGGUGAAGCAGAAGAACGAGGAGAGUUCGAUACCAUCCCUCUAUUAGAUUUGGCAAUACCUAUGCACGCACCAACAGCGGUCGACCUCCAAGAUAUUUCCCCAGAGGUUGGCCAGUUAGGAGGCGAUGUGGAGAUAUCUUUUGCGCACGCUAAAGAUUCUUCGUCUUCUCCCUCUGUGGAUUUCUAUAAUCUCUAUUGGGGAAAGAGCACAGCGACUUGUGAGCGCCUUGCUGGCGAUAAAAGUUUAAUCGCGCGCGUGCGUGCUAAUGGUGCCGACAUUCAAAAAUAUCACAUCGAAAACUCCAUCGUCAUAGAGAAGGGAGCUCAAAGUAUUCUAGCCUUCAGUGAGCAUGAGAACACUCAAGGUCACCAUCCUAGCAAAGGGGAGCUGAUCAGCUUGUGUGGUAUCUGGCCAAUCAAAGAUCGGCACUUCCCAAGGACCUCCCCCGAAAGUCUUUCAGUCAACAACACGACUUUUCUCGGUGGUCAGUUCACAGGCGAGGUCGUCCUCAGUAGAGCUCCACGGGAAAAUGAAAUCGAGGAAGAGGCCACAGCGUACACUCUAUGGUGGGCUGAUAAAAAUUACAAUAAACUCAGUCUAUUGGACUCUGGUGAUAUAGAAGAUAUGAAGGUUGCCACAGAACUCAGAUUUUCCUACGACCGAAUACAAGCUCCCGAGGGUGUGGCAAAGAUAUGCGCUUUCAUGAGAAAUGAUCUCGGAGAAGGUCGAAGAGGCGCUUGCGCGGCGAUUGUGCAGGAAGAAACAGAAACACAUAAUUCUGAGCUCUAA